AUGGUCUGUGGUCUGUUUAAUAUUCUCUUUAGUCUGUUUCCCCACACCCACCCGGCCGAUUGUGGGGGGGGGCUGUCAUCGCUUAUGUAAAUCCUAAUCAUGAGGUCUGCUCAUGAUCGUAAUUCUGGAUUUGAGUGUAGGUAAGGCUGUUCGAUACUGUUCGAUAUUCAGUCGGCUUAUGUGAGCCACUCGAACAUGUUUCAUAUAAAUUCACUUGGCUUAUUACUGCUCAUCACCAUCUCAUCCUCCCCGCUCUGUCACAGCGCAUCAUCACCAUCAUCCUGACUUCCAACCAACUUCCUCUUCAACAAACACCAGUUCAUCCAUCCUAUCCAUAGCUAGCUGACCCUUGAAGCUCUAUCCCUCUGCGUUUCCUUAUUUCAUCAUGUCCAAAGUUAUCGUCGUAGGAGGGGGCUUGAGUGGUUUAUCUGCUGCCCAUACCCUCUACGAUCGAGGUGCUAACGUAUUGGUACUAGACAAGAAUCCAUUCUUUGGAGGAAAUUCUACUAAAGCCACCUCCGGGAUUAAUGGAGCCGGCACGAACGCACAGGCGGAGCUGGGAAUCCCAGACUCCGCCAAGGUGUUUUUCGAAGAUACUAAAAAAAGUGCCAGAGAUCUUGCAAGAGACGAUCUCAUUAAGGUCUUGACCGGGAAAUCGGCUGAGGCUGUCAACUGGCUUCAAGACAAAUUCUCAUUGGAUCUUUCCAAGGUUUCCAGACUUGGAGGUCAUUCGUUUGAGCGUACUCAUCGUGGUGGUGCCCAGUUUCCUGGGAUGACUAUUACUUACGCCCAAAUGGAGGCAUUGGAAGACCUGGCGGACAGCGACCCCGACCGUGUUCAAAUCAUCAAGAAGGCCAAAGUGACUAAGCUUCUAAAAGAAAACGGGGCGGUCAUUGGCGUGGAAUAUGAGUUCGACGGCAAAACCUACACCGAGAAUGGGCCAGUCAUUCUUGCCACUGGAGGAUACGCUGCCGACUUUUCGCCAGACGGACUGCUCGCAAAGCACCGUCCUGAUUUACUCAAACUGCCGACCACCAACGGAGAUCAUUGUACGGGUGACGGCCAAAAGAUGGCCCUUGCCAUCGGCAGUGCGGGGAUUGACUGGGAAAAAGUUCAAGUCCAUCCGACUGGAUUAGUUGAUCCUAAUGAACCUGACGCUAAAGUCAAGUUCUUGGCCGCCGAGGCUUUGCGUGGUGUGGGUGGAAUCCUUUUGGACCGAGAAGGUAACCGGUUCGUCGAUGAGCUGGGUCACCGUGAUUAUGUUACUGGUAAGAUGUGGGAGAAUAACAAGUUUCCUAUCCGACUCGUACUCAACAAGGAAUCAUCGGACGAAAUCUUAUGGCAUUGCAAACACUACGUCGGAAGAGGACUCAUGAAGCGCUUCGAAUCAGGCAGUGAGCUCGCUAAAGAGAUGGGACUUCCCGAGUCAAAGCUCAGCAGUACCUUUGAUGAAUAUGUCCAAAUUGGGCAAGGAAAAAAGGCCGACCCACAUAAGAAGAAAUUCUUUCACAAUUACAAUUUUAGCAUGCAGCAGGGUCCUUUCUUCGUAGCCUCAAUGACCCCAGUCUUACAUUACAGUAUGGGAGGUGUGGAAAUCAACGAGAAGUCACAGGUUCUCGACACGAACAAGAAACCUAUUCCAGGACUCUAUGCAUCAGGGGAAAUUGCCGGUGGAGUCCAUGGAGCCAACCGAUUGGGAGGAUCAUCUCUCUUAGGAUGUGUAGUUUUUGGACGAGUCGCAGCGGACUCGGCAUCGUCUUACUUAUUGCAUUCAUUGGCCACCGGCUCUGGGCCCGCUGCCCGUUUGGGUCAAAUCCAAAACCACUUGAAAACCACGAUCGAAAUCAACCCCCAAAACAAGAACGUUCAGCUCACCUUUGCCUGGGAUGACACGAAUGCAAAGUCCACCCAGGCCAGCAGCGGGGGCUCAAAUGUCUCUGGAUCCUCUGCCGCACAAAGUGCACCCCCACAGCAAACACCGAACCAGGCAGGGCCCAACGGUCCUGGUGCAGGCAAAGCCCCCGAGGAAAAGGGACCAUUGAAAGAAUAUACGUUGGACGACGUCGCCAAACACAAAACCAAGGAUGAUGUGUGGGUAGUCGUUAAUGGGGAGGUUUUAGAUGUCACCAAAUUUAAAGCUGAUCAUCCCGGUGGAGAGAAGGCCAUCAUGCUGUAUGCUGGUCGCGAUGCCACAGAGGAGUUCAACAUGUUGCAUGACCCCAAAGUAGUCAAGAAAUACGCACCUGACUCGAUCAUCGGAACACUCAAAGAGUAGAAUCAGACACCCAAGCACCCACAUCAGCUUGUCUUGUUUAUGAUCUACGGUAGAAGAAUGUAUGUACCUGUGUAUAUAAGUAGUCGUUCGAGGGGUUUUUCUCUUCAGAAUAUUAUCAAGCAAACGUGUUGUAUGUAAUAGUCAUAAAUGCAUAUGUGCCCUAUCCCAGUUUUCCUUUUUUCAUUUCUUUUUUCUCUUUCUUAUUAUAUAUAACUGCUUGUCAUUAAAGUUGUUCUUCAUCCAAUUCUAAAUGACAGUUGUAUUUAAAGUUGGUUUUUUUCAGUCCAGUGGACCUGUAGUGGUUUACAUAUCUGCUGUGAAAAUAAAAACACAGCAAGGUCUGACUGAAAACA
Messenger RNA from Puccinia graminis f. sp. tritici CRL 75-36-700-3, 2628 nucleotides. RefSeq lists its product as uncharacterized. The coding region runs from base 386 to 2275 and encodes 629 amino acids. The transcript has 11 exons. Gene Ontology annotation, molecular function: heme binding; FMN binding; oxidoreductase activity. The record is from RefSeq and is a predicted model, not a curated record. Lineage: Eukaryota; Fungi; Basidiomycota; Pucciniomycetes; Pucciniales; Pucciniaceae.